Podarcis raffonei (Aeolian wall lizard) is the source of this 1763-nucleotide messenger RNA. It is a transcript of the gene DAPK2, whose product is annotated as death associated protein kinase 2. Gene Ontology annotation, cellular component: cytoplasm; nucleus. Lineage: Eukaryota; Metazoa; Chordata; Lepidosauria; Squamata; Lacertidae. Gene Ontology annotation, biological process: positive regulation of apoptotic process; intracellular signal transduction; protein phosphorylation. The coding region runs from base 57 to 1550 and encodes 497 amino acids. Gene Ontology annotation, molecular function: protein serine/threonine kinase activity; ATP binding. The transcript has 9 exons. The record is from RefSeq and is a predicted model, not a curated record.
GCUGUCCUCUGACUGUUUCUAUUUCAUUUCCCAGCUAAAUUAACCAGCGUACAUCAAUGAGGAGUCCAGGCAUGUCUGUGUUUAAACAACAGAAAGUAGAGGACAUUUAUGAAAUUGGCGAAGAGCUAGGAAGCGGCCAGUUUGCUAUCGUGAAGAAAUGCCGGGAGAAGGUCACGGGGGUGGAAUACGCCGCCAAAUUUAUCAAGAAACGACAGAGCCGUGCUAGCCGCCGUGGAGUCCGGCGAGAGGAGAUCGAAAGGGAGGUCAACAUCUUGCAGCAGAUCCUUCACGCCAAUAUAAUCAAGCUGCAUGAUGUGUAUGAGAACAAGACUGAUGUGGUCCUUAUCCUCGAGCUUGUGUCUGGAGGAGAACUUUUUGAUUUCCUGGCCCAGAAGGAGUCGCUGAGUGAAGAGGAAGCCACACAGUUCAUUAAGCAGAUCCUAGAUGGUGUCAGCUACUUGCACGACAAGAAAAUAGCCCAUUUUGAUUUAAAGCCUGAGAAUAUUAUGCUGCUAGAAAAGAAUAUCCCCAUCCCACACAUAAAACUGAUUGAUUUUGGUCUGGCUCAUGAAAUAGAAGAUGGCGUUGAGUUUAAAAAUAUUUUUGGGACACCAGAAUUUGUGGCACCAGAAAUAGUGAACUACGAGCCUCUUGGGCUGGCUGCAGAUAUGUGGAGUAUAGGAGUUAUCACUUACAUUCUGCUUAGCGGGGCUUCGCCAUUCCUUGGAGAUACCAAACAGGAGACGCUGGCUAACAUCACAGCUGUGAACUAUGAAUUUGACGAAGAAUUCUUCAGCCACACCAGUGACCUCGCCAAAGAUUUCAUUCGGAAGCUUCUGGUAAAAGAUACCCGGAAACGACUCACCAUUCAAGAAGCUCUCACUCACCCCUGGAUCACGACUCACCAGCCCAAGGAAGAAACGAAGGUCCCAGAAAGCAAAAGGGCUGAGAACCAGCAACUGAAGACCAAGCGCCUGAAGGAGUACACCAUCAAGUGCCACUCCAGCAUGCCACCCAACAACACGUACAUCAACUUUGAGCGCUUUGCCUAUGUGGUGGAAGACAUCUCCAGGAUGGAGCAGAACUUCAGUGCUCUGGCUGUGUCCCAUGAUGCUUUGCAGGAGGACAUUGACGCCCUCGUUUCCAUCUACAACGAGAAAGAAGCUUGGUACAAAGAAGAACAUGAAAACGUGAGACAUGAACUUUCCCAGCUGAAGUAUGAGUAUCGCAAGAUUGAAUCUCUGAAGAAGCACUUGCAGGAGGACAUCAGACUUGUGGGCAGCAGCCUCACUGGGGUUGCCAGCAAGUACAUGGACCGGCAGUCACAUUACGAGUCCUUGAGUAAGGAAUUGUCCGAAGAACUCAAGUGGAUUCAGGAAUUUACAGGCAGCUCUCAGCUGGAAGAUGGAAGUGACACCUACAUCACUGGAAAUUUUGGCUCCGUCUUUAACAAAGAUAUAAAUGACUCUCUUAGGGAGCUGCUAAAUAGAUCCUGCUGUGAAGAAUUCCUAGCUGCCUUGAACCCAGGUGUUGCAAAGUCAAGUCAGUAACUCUGUCUAAAAUGGCGUUUCAGAUUUAUCUAUUCAUGCCACCUCAAGAUUCCUGCAUACUAAUGGUGACGCCCCACUUGUUCACUUUAUUUCUGAAAAACAUAAUUGACAGUCACUGUCGCAGUUGGCUUUUUGAACUCUGAAAAUAUAUGUGCCACGACACAGGGCAUAUGAACUCUUGCCAUUGUUUUACCUUUUUAACAGAGAAGCUGU